This is a messenger RNA of Scaptodrosophila lebanonensis, 1239 nucleotides long. RefSeq lists its product as uncharacterized. The record is from RefSeq and is a predicted model, not a curated record. Bases 30 to 377 code for a protein of 115 amino acids. Lineage: Eukaryota; Metazoa; Arthropoda; Insecta; Diptera; Drosophilidae. The transcript has a single exon.
AUGUGGAGCAGGCGGUUAUAUAAUAGGGAAUGUUCUACUACUGCUGCUGCCGCCAGCAGUUCGUGGUCAUACUGAUCUGCCUACUGUACAUACUGUUCGUGCUAAUCUUCUUCAUCAACGUCUUUCUGGCGGACAGUAAUUUACAUGGCGCGGGCGGCAGAGCCGGCGGCGGCAGCAGCAGCAUGGGAGGAGGCAGUCAUCACCAGAAUCCCUAUGAUAAUAUGCACGGCUACCAUGGCAAUCACCAAUACAACAACUAUCAUCCACAAAUGAAUGCCAAACAGCAGCAGGACGCAACACGGAAGACUCCCAACCAGCAGCAAGUGGAGCAGGACAUUUAUUACUAUUUCAAUCAUGUAUUCAAGCGACGACGAUGAAAAAUUGAAGCCCGACCCAAUCCGAACCGUUUCAGUAUCGCGUUGUCAGACUCCAACAUAGUAUAUAGUAGCUAACUAUAUAGAAAGCAGCAAAGAACAAGGUAGAACGUGUAAAAAGUGCAGCAGCAAAUAAUUGUAGAAUUAAUAGCCUAACACGCUGUUCUAAUGGCGACCGUGCCAACCGGUUACUAAGACUAUAUAAAAAGGCAAUAUAUCUGAUUAAACCAACCAACCAACCAAGCAAUAACUGCAAAUACAAAAUGAAUAUUUAGACCAAUAAUGGGUUUUUUGAAUUGGAUUUACACAGCUGAUGGUCUGAAACUUACAAUACAAGUACAUGCCAAGUUUGCAUUUAUCUACAAAAAGGCAGCAGUCUAUAUGUAUACUAUUUAUUGAUCGAUAAAUAUACAAACCUAUAGUAGCGCUCUAUCAUCUAAUCAUGUUCUAUACUAAACUAAAAUUUCAAUUCAAUACAAUGCAACUAAAAGUAAACUCUUAAACGUCGUACCAAUCUUCAACUUGAGCUUGAAGCCAACAGCAAUUGCUAGACAGAAAUUUCAGCAAUAGUAUCUAAUUAAAUUAGAUUAAUAGAGUCUAGUAUUUGUAAAUGUAAGAUAUAAACUCUAUUUGCUAAAAAUGCACGCACUAAGAACGCAGCUAGCAACAUUUAUGCCUAGAAACGAGGAGGAAAUUGUUAAUUAGCAGAACUGCCAACUGGUUUUGCACUGAACCGCUCCAGAAUCGAAAACUGCGGACUUUCGCUGAUCCAGAAGCUAAAAUCGAACCAAUUAUAAUAUUUAUUUUUAAAAUUAUACAAUCUUACGAUUCUAUUUCAAAUCAAUAAAAUCAACGAUACACAAAA